UGCGGCAACCCUGGCAGUGGCUGUGUUGUUCGCGAAUCGACAGAAGAUCUCGCUCGUGUUUUUCAUCAAAAUACAGCAAUUUGCGAGCACAUAAAACCAGUUUCACCGCCGAAUAAUAGUCCGCGAGGAUCCAUAGAGUGGCGGACGCGUGUUGAUGCGGCAUUUUAGCCGGUGAUUGUGAGGAGAAGUGAAUGGUGAAAAUGAGCCUGGAAAAAUCUGCAAAAUAACCUCUGAGCGAAGCGCGAUCCAGAGCACUUUGAGCGCGAGCCAGGAGAGCGUCCGCGUGGCCAGACGGCAGUUGGCUCGGGGCGACGCGGGCUGGUGGUUGUGCGUGGAAAAGUGGCCAGAUUUCCCGGGCUGGAACCGAUGGAAAGUCAACAGAAAGCAUUCUGUCGCCGAUGAAGAGGUAAAAGCGCUCGAGACUGCGGCAAACAGGCGAGAGAAUUAUGGAUGAAUCAACGCGGAUUCGCCAGCGUCCUGGACGCUCGUUCGCGCCGGAAGUGCCGCAGAAGCAGAAUCGCCGCGAUGGUGGGAAGAGUAAGCAGAGCGAUCAGCAGUUCGCGCGGCUGCCCAAUACGUUCCUGUACGCCGUGGUGGCGCUCAUGUUCACCACCUUCCUCAUUGUCACGGUGCUGGAGCGGCGUCUGCCGCGCGGGCUGCGUGUGGAGGACGAGGCGCAGCAUCCGGACACGUUCAUCGCCGAGCGCGCGAUGGGUAGCCUCAUGCGGCUCACGGACAUCGGGCCACGCGUGGCCGGCAGCUAUGAGAACGAGGUGCUGGCCGUGAAGGUGCUGCGGAAAGACGUGGACGCGAUUGUGGCGGAGUUUGGCGCGGGAUUCAAGGUGGAAGUGGAUGUGCAGAAGGUCAGCGGCGCCUUUCCGCUGGCUUUCUUCGACGGUAUGACAAAUGUGUACAAUGAUGUGCAGAAUCUGAUUGUGAAGGUCAAUGCGCAAGUGAAGUCUCCGCACACAUUGAUGCUCAAUUGCCACUUUGACUCGGUUCCGGACAGUCCAGGUGCUUCGGAUGACGGCGCGGCGUGCGCGGUGCUGCUGGAGAUCAUGCGGGUGGUGCUGAAGACGAAGCUCAAGCUGAACUACAAUCUGGUGUUCCUGUUCAAUGGCGCCGAGGAGAACAUCAUGCAGGCGUCGCACGGCUUCAUCACGCAGCACAAGUGGGCGAAGGACGUGAAGGCGUUCAUCAACCUGGAGGCGUGCGGUGCCGGCGGCCGCGAGCUGCUCUUCCAGGUGGGCCCGAAGAAUCCCUGGCUGCUCGAGGUGUACUCGCAGGUUGUGCCGUAUCCAUACGCGUCCACGCUGGCGCAGGAGAUCUUCCAGUCCGGCGUGAUUCCCGGCGACACGGACUUCCGCGUGUUCAGGGACUUUGGACACAUAUCAGGCGUGGAUUUCGCGUGGAGUAGCAAUGGAUAUGUCUACCACACAAAAUACGAUUCCGUGGAGCAAAUUCCGCUGGGAUCGCUGCAGCGGACUGGCGACAAUAUCCUCGCUCUGCUGCGAGGACUCAAUGAGAUCACGGAUCAGCGCAAGAUCAGCGACACCAGCACCAAUGAUCUCAUCUUCUUCGACAUGCUGGGCGCUUUUAUGGUGCGCUGGCGAGAGAAUCUCACCGCUCUCAUCAGCGUCCUGGCCGCUUGCCUGUCCGCCUUCGCGGUGUACAGGAACAUGAAAUCUGCGAAGCGCCUCGGCACGGACAACACUGUCUACUACGCGGCAAUGAUGAAGGCCAUCGCCAUCCAGAUCCUGGGAUGGAUUCUCUCGCUGGCGUGUUGUCUUGUGAUCGCGCUGUCGCUGACAAUCCUCGGUCGCACGAUGUCCUGGUACGCUCGUCCGAUCUGGAUUUACUUCCUUUACGUGCUUCCAACUCUCAGUGUCUCCAUGGCGGUGGUGCAUCACUUUGGGGUGAGACAACUGAAGAAGACCAUUCCCAACAUUUGGACGCUGUUCCAAGUGUACUACGAUGCCAUCCAGAUCCUCUGGACGCUGCUCCUACUAAUGACAUACACUCUGGGCAUCAGGUCGGGCUUCAUCGCCCUGCUGUGGGUGGUGUUCUCGUCCGUGCAGAGUCUCAUAUCGAAUCGCGCUUUUCCCGAUGCUCGCAAGAAGAGCAUCAAGUGGCUCCUUCUCUAUGUCCUGCUCCUCGGCAUCCCGUUCGUGCAGUCCUUCUACCUGGACUUGGGCGCCAUUGGGAUGUUCGUGCCGACAAUGGGACGUACUGGAAGUGCCUUCAAUUCCGAGAUAAUAAUCGCCACGAUGAUUUGUGCAAUGUUUGGAAUGUUGUUCAGUUUCGUUUGUCAAUUAGUACUUGUUGCGCAAUUCCCGCACAUCCUCCAGCGAAUUCCUGCCAGCUUUACAUUCCUGGCUCUGGCCGUGCUCCUGCUCACUGAUCUCGGAUUCCCGUAUUCUGGCGACGUGACUUCGCUGGCGCCGCAGCGAUUUAUCAUAUCGAACAUCGACAGGAAGUUCUAUGAUGAGAAGAGGCAACUCAGUGCUCAGGACGCGGGCUUCUGGAUCAUCGACAUGGACAUCAACACGCCCGAGAGCGUCGAGAUGGCGGUGAGUGAGAUGAAGAGAGCCAAAUUGGUGGAUUGCUCGCGUGGCAUUUAUUGCGCCAUGCCUUAUCCAUUGCCUGUGAUGAAUUUCAUCUUCAAAACGCACUACAUCGAGACGGCGCCCUUCGAGGUGGCCAUUGAGACUGACUUGCGCCUCGUGAGCAAGACGCGCCUCUCGCCGGACACCGUGCGCCUCAACUUCACGUGCCACGGGCCGGAUCACAUGAAUCUGAUGUUCGCCGGCAUGCCGGGAUUCGAGCUGCAGGCGUGGAGUCUGGAUCCGGAGAAGCCGCUGGCAUCGGCGCAUCAGUAUCUGGGGCGGAACAUGUACUUCGUCUACUACUCUUACAGCAGUCUGGAGCCCAAAGUGUGGAACUUCCAUCUAGAUUUUAAGGUUCCUCCAAAGUUCAACAUAGAGAAGGACACAGUGCUGGACAUCACAGCGAGCGGCCACAUGAUCCACGGGAGGAACAAGACAACGCCACAACUCACGGACUUCAUGAGCCGCUUCCCGAGCUGGACAACAGCCACUUUCUGGACGAGUGCUCUCAGAUCAUACAAAUACUAGUUCUCCAAUCUCAUCUUCAUCCCGCUCUUCGCCUGGUGUCAACACUUUCUUCAGCCGCAUAUUCUUUACAAGGUGAUCGUGCGUAGGUAAUUCCUGUAGAUAGCUUGAAACAAUGGUACUACAAAGUAAUAUCAAAUAUUGAGACAAAGAAUUCAAAGAAUUGAUAAAUUGUAUCAAAGUGAUUUUAGAGUUGUUGAAUAAAUUUUAAGUGAGGCAAAA
Molecule: messenger RNA, 3353 nt
Organism: Phlebotomus argentipes
Lineage: Eukaryota; Metazoa; Arthropoda; Insecta; Diptera; Psychodidae
Product: endoplasmic reticulum metallopeptidase 1-like
Exons: 8
Coding region: 447-3134 (895 amino acids)
Biological process (GO): proteolysis
Molecular function (GO): metalloexopeptidase activity
Source: RefSeq, a predicted model, not a curated record